Messenger RNA from Antechinus flavipes (yellow-footed antechinus), 3294 nucleotides. It is a transcript of the gene SYVN1, whose product is annotated as synoviolin 1. Lineage: Eukaryota; Metazoa; Chordata; Mammalia; Dasyuromorphia; Dasyuridae. Gene Ontology annotation, cellular component: cytoplasm. Bases 251 to 2128 code for a protein of 625 amino acids. The transcript has 16 exons. The record is from RefSeq and is a predicted model, not a curated record.
ACAGUUUCCCAGCGGGAAGCGGCGCUCGCUAAAGCUCGAGGUGCUGCGGGGCUCGCCAGCCUCGGCCUCCCAUUCCUGGUGGCACGUUCUGUGUGUGCACGGGGCACUCGUUCCGCCCCCGCUGCCGCGUACUUGUGUCCGAGGGCCCUGCGGGUGAAGGGGGGAGAGAGAAAGAGAGCGCGCGAGAGCCCUGGGUCCGGAAGUUACGUGUCCCCCGCCCGCAUUUCCGGCGCGGAGGGAGUGUAGCCUAAUGAGCUGGCGGAGGACCCGCCGCUGGAGCCGCCGCCGACCGGGAUCAGCGCGAGCUCGGGACCCCCGGGCUGCGGGUCUCCCGGCCGGGGCCAUGUUCCGCACCGCCGUGAUGAUGGCCGCCAGCCUGGCGCUGACCGGGGCCGUGGUGGCCCACGCUUACUACCUCAAGCACCAGUUCUACCCCACUGUGGUCUACCUGACCAAGUCCAGUCCCAGCAUGGCGGUCCUGUACAUCCAGGCCUUCGUGCUCGUCUUUCUCCUGGGCAAAGUGAUGGGCAAGGUGUUCUUCGGCCAGCUGAGAGCUGCCGAGAUGGAGCACCUCCUGGAGCGCUCCUGGUAUGCAGUGACCGAGACUUGUCUCGCCUUCACGGUCUUCCGGGAUGACUUCAGCCCCCGGUUUGUGGCGCUCUUCACCCUUCUCCUCUUCCUCAAGUGUUUCCACUGGCUGGCUGAGGACCGCGUGGAUUUUAUGGAGCGGAGUCCCAACAUCUCCUGGCUCUUUCACUGCCGAAUUGUCUCCCUCAUGCUCCUCCUGGGCGCCCUGGACUUCCUCUUUGUUAAUCACGCCUAUCACAGCAUCCUGACGCGCGGGGCCUCCGUGCAGCUGGUCUUCGGCUUUGAGUACGCCAUCCUAAUGACCAUGGUCCUCACCAUCUUCAUAAAGUACGUGCUGCACUCCAUCGAUCUCCAGAAUGAGAACCCCUGGGAUAACAAGGCCGUCUACAUGCUCUACACGGAGCUCUUCACAGGCUUCAUCAAGGUGCUGCUCUACAUGGCCUUCAUGACCAUCAUGAUCAAGGUGCACACCUUCCCGCUCUUUGCCAUCCGGCCCAUGUACCUGGCCAUGAGGCAGUUUAAGAAAGCGGUGACGGACGCCAUCAUGUCUCGCCGGGCCAUCCGCAACAUGAACACGCUGUACCCGGACGCCACGGCCGAGGAGCUCCAAGCCAUGGACAACGUCUGCAUCAUCUGCAGAGAAGAGAUGGUCACGGGCGCCAAGAGGCUUCCCUGCAACCAUAUCUUCCAUACCAGCUGCCUGCGUUCCUGGUUCCAGCGGCAGCAGACCUGCCCUACCUGCCGGAUGGACGUUCUGCGGGCCUCGCUUCCUGUCCAGUCCCCACCGGCGCAGGAGGCUCCUGACCAUGGCCCCCCACCUGCUCCCCACCAGCCCCCCAUUCUCCCCCAGCCCCCCAACUUUCCCCAAGGCCUCCUGCCUCCAUUUCCUCCUGGGAUGUUCCCCCUCUGGCCUCCCAUGGGUCCCUUUCCCCCCAUGCCACCUCCCAGCAAUGCGGACGCCCCUCCUGCCACACCUUCCACCUCAGGCAACGCUUCUCGGGCCUCCGGGUCUGUCCCUGAGCCUGCUCCGGCUCCCGGCUUUCCCUUCCCUCCUCCCUGGAUGGGCAUGCCCCUGCCUCCACCGUUUGGAUUCCCCCCCAUGCCAGUGCCCCCAGCAGGCUUUGCAGGCCUGACGGCUGAGGAGCUACAGGCCCUGGAGGGCCACGAGCGGCAGCACCUGGAAGCUCGGCUACAAAGCCUUCGAAAUAUCCAUACCCUGCUGGACGCUGCCAUGCUGCAGAUCAACCAGUACCUCACUGUGCUGGCCUCCCUGGGCCCUCCCCGACCUCCUGCUCCCGCCAGUCCCCCUGCAGCAUCUACACCUGCUGCUGCAGCCUCCUCUUCCAGCAGCAUCCCCAGUUCCGAGGCGACACCUCCCUCACCGGAAGCCUCUCCUCCUCCCCCCGACCCAGUACAGCUGCAGCCGGACCCAUCUGCAGAGUCUAUUGGGGCCGAGGACCUGGCGGAAGAUGUGGAACCCGAUGCAGUGGAGCUCCGCCGCCGCCGCCUGCAGAAGCUGGGGUCCCCUGCUUCCCAAUGACACUGCCCGACCUCGUCCCACUCCCCAACCUUGUGUUUUGACUGUGAUGCCCUCGUGCUCGGGUGAGAAGUGGAUCCCACCGCCAAGUGCCAUCUCCCCUCUCACCAGGCUUUGGAAAAGAAUGUGAGGUUCCGGCGUCCUCUCCCGACUGGCAGAAAGGCCCCCACUAGUGCCACCUGGGAGCUCCCGAAUCUAAGUCACGUGGCUUGGGCCGUUUAUGGGCCCGCUGGAGUGGUGGGCCGGAGACCUGUGGGUCAGCCUCCUUUCCUGAUCUUUGCCCACUCCCUGCAGCCUGUCCUAACUCCAGGCAGAACUGGGGCUCUGGAGGUCUCUGAGAAGCCAGUUUCCGGCCCCAUUUACUCCUCCCUUUGGGGGAAGCUGGGAGGAGGGCGGACAUUCUGAAGACGCGUUUCCUCAGAGCUGCGAAGCCCAGCUCAAGCUGAGGGAGUGGCCCCUGCUCCCAACAGUAUUAGCUCUCGCUCCCAGGGGCUCGAGGCGAGCUGGGCUUCUACGACCCCUACCUCCAGCAGUCCCUUUGUAGUACCAGUAGCGCCCCAUUGCCCCUUCGCACUCCUGUCCGUGCCCUACCGGUGACUCCAUGUCAGGAGUGCUUGGGCCAGGCUGGGACAGCCCGCUCCAGGUGGAGGGUCCCCAAGGGAGACCCCUGCUGGGCUGCUCCCCAUGAGUGAUACGAUGGGAUGUUGGCAGCGUGGGGUGCUCUGGUGUCAUGAGGCUGAGCCGUCCUCAGCCAGAAUGCUCGCUUUUCUUCUGCCCAGGCUGGGCCGGUCCAGAACCGUCCCGGCCGGGAAGCACCGGCAGUUUUCUGAAACUCAUUGCUUUGGGGGGAAUCUCUUGUUGCCGUCUUUUGGUUAAAACCCAACCCGCAAGCUUACUUCCGCUAGCCCGGCAGGGAGGAGAGGGAACCUUGCCCGGGGUUUCUCCAGGUCGGCAUUGCCAGGACUGGGCCCAGCCUCCCCCAGGCCUUCCCCUGCUCUCCUUUGUUGCCCUGUGUUUUGUGUGUUACAAAAGUUGCUGGAGACAGUUUCAGAUUAUUUAAUUUGUAAAUAUUGUACAAAUUUUAAUAGCCUCAAUUGUAUAUACGGCCAAAAUAAAAACUUGCAUUAAAGUUGGUGCCAGGUUGUGACGUGGUACCCCUUCUCCCUGGG